Molecule: messenger RNA, 1829 nt
Organism: Sphaerulina musiva SO2202
Lineage: Eukaryota; Fungi; Ascomycota; Dothideomycetes; Mycosphaerellales; Mycosphaerellaceae
Product: CRAL/TRIO domain-containing protein
Exons: 1
Coding region: 349-1623 (424 amino acids)
Molecular function (GO): phosphatidylinositol transfer activity
Source: RefSeq, a predicted model, not a curated record
AUCACCACCACCACCGCCUCACGCAGAGAGGAAAGGAACGUCUUUAUGCGAACGGCUGAAUAAAACUAGAUUAUAUUCGUCAACAGACUACGAGGACCCCCUGAGCUUACCAGGAAUUAGCUCUUCUACCUGGUACAGAAACAAUUAAAAUCACUUCUGCAUCGUUCAGCUCGAGCCUCCCCUCGUCACCACCAGCUUCCUCCUCACCGCGGCGUACACCAGCUUCUUGCUGCUCCAUUCUCGGGCAUAGGGUGCUACGGCAGCAAGGCGAAGCAGAAGCAGAGUGUCUCCGUGGAAAGAGACGAUACCACCAUCAUAGACGAGCCCAUCUCUCUUCCUACCCACGCCAUGGCCGAAACCGAGCUUACAGGGCCCGCAGUCAUGCAGAACGGGAGUGUGCUGCAGGAAAAGGGCUUUGUGGAGCAGAAUGUCAAUGGCACGACGACGCCGGCCGACCCGUCCAGAGCAGCUUCGCUUCGCUCUGCCACCUCUUCCAAGGCGGCCACUGCGGCGACGACGCCUGCGAGCAGCGCGACCCCUACCUCCGUUGGGGUGGAGAGCCAAGAGCAGGAGGAGGAGUGGAAGAUGCCAACGGAUGGGCCCUUAAAGACACCAAUACCGAGACCUGCGGCUUCGUCCAAACCCCCACCAGAAACGAAGCUCACUGAGGAGCAACAAAAGAAGUAUAACGCUGUGCUUGCCGAAGUUUCGCAAUGGACGACCAUUUCAGCCUCGACCGCUAAGAACGCCGCUCAGGCACCCAUCGAGGAGCAUGAACGAAUGUUCCUGACUCGAGAGUGUCUCCUUCGAUAUCUUCGGGCCACGAAAUGGGUCACUGCCGACGCAUUGAAGAGACUCCAGGGCACUCUCAGCUGGAGGCGGGAGUAUGGUGCAGAUACCUUUACACACGACUACAUCAGCCCUGAGAACGAAACUGGCAAGCAAGUGCAACUGGGCUUUGACAAAGACCAGCGACCAUGUCUCUAUCUUCGUCCAGGCAGGCAAAACACCAAAAUGUCCGAUCGCCAGAUCCACCAUCUAUGUUAUAUGCUCGACCGCACCAUCGAGCUGAUGCCUCCUGGUCAAGAAAGCAAUUGUCUGAUUAUCGAUUUCAAAGGCGCCAAAAGCGGCACCGUCCCGAGCUUGGGACAGGCACAAGCUGUGUUGAAUAUCCUGCAGACACAUAACCCAGAGCGCUUAGGAAGGGCGCUUAUUUCGGAUACGCCUUGGUAUGUCAAUGCCUUCUUCAAGGUGGUCUCACCGUUCAUCGAUCCCGUAACGCGGGAAAAGAUGAAGUUCAAUGAAGACAUGACCAAAUAUAUCCCCCAAGAGCAAUUGUGGAACGUGUUCAACGGAAGUGUCAAUUUCGAGUACGACCAUUCGAUCUACUGGCCCGCGUACGAAAAAGAGUUCACCAAGAGGAGGGAGGCAUACAAGGCCAGGUGGGUGAAGGCGGGAAAGAGAGUUGGGGAGUACGAGGCGUAUCUGCGAGGCGGUGAUCAUCCUUCCUUGCAGGCAUUGGAGUCGUCCCAGGAGAACGAACGACCAGUCGCGCCCGCUGCUGCUGCUGCUGCGAGUGAAGCUGAUGCUGCCGCUGCUGGCGUUGCAAAAUUGAAGGUGUAGAAGCGGCGAUAGGGCGUGGAAACUGGGUCAGAUAGACUGCAUGGCAUUGGCGCAUUGUUCGAUUAUUGUCGUUUUGAGUCACCUUUUUGUGGCAGGGCGCGGCGCGGAAGGGGAAAAAAAGACAUUCGGAGUACAUAUGUAGUGGUAACCAGUCCCUAGAUCCGGCAUUAUAGAAAACUGUACAGGCCGCGAAAGUGCGAGCACAC